Molecule: messenger RNA, 804 nt
Organism: Nicotiana attenuata
Lineage: Eukaryota; Viridiplantae; Streptophyta; Magnoliopsida; Solanales; Solanaceae
Exons: 2
Coding region: 1-804 (267 amino acids)
Molecular function (GO): zinc ion binding
Source: RefSeq, a predicted model, not a curated record
AUGGCAAAAGCAUACACACAAGCUGAAUUUGACAGUCUGAUGGAGAAGGUGGAGAAGGUAGACAUUAGGGUGAAAGAAUACUUGGAGUUAGCUGGAUACGAAAAGUGGGCUAGGUUGUAUGCACCUGUUAACAGGGGAUGGAUAAUGACGUCAAAUAUUGUUGAGUCAAUCAAUGUCGCACUAGUGUCAGCAAGGGAAUUGCCAAUAUACGACUUCCUCGAAGAAGUUAGGAAGAUGUUUGGACGUUGGAAUUGUAGUAACCCCAAAGAAGCUACACAGACAUACACAACGCUUGGAAAAAAAUACCAGGAGAUGCUGACUUUGAAUGAGGCAAUGUCUACACGCAUGACUGUGGUACCAUCAACUGAAUACUUACAUACGGUUAACGAUGGAGGGAGGCAUUACACCGUCUGCCUGUUAGAGAGAAAAUGUGUAUGUGGGAGGUUCCAAGUUGAUGAAUUACCAUGCCCACAUGCUUGGGAUGUAUUGAAGAGCAAGUUUCUAAUGCCAGAAGAAUAUUGCUCUAACUAUUACAAACUAAAUUCUGUUGUAAUGACAUACGAUGUGCCUGUGUACCAGCUACCGGACAGAAAUGACUGGAAUAUACCAGCACAUGUUGCAGAGGAGGUUGUAUUACCACCCAAAUGGAAAAGACCUCCUGGACGGCCAAAAAAGAAGCGCGAUAAACCUUUAAGUGAAUUGCUGCAGCCGAAAAAUCAACAUUCAUAUAGCAUAUGUGGGCAGGGAGGACAUAACAAGCGAACGUGUAGAAAUGCUCCCCGUAGAAUUUCGUUAACACUCUGA